This is a messenger RNA of Anolis sagrei ordinatus, 1809 nucleotides long. It is a transcript of the gene IL17D, whose product is annotated as interleukin 17D. Lineage: Eukaryota; Metazoa; Chordata; Lepidosauria; Squamata; Anolidae. The record is from RefSeq and is a predicted model, not a curated record. Gene Ontology annotation, biological process: inflammatory response. Gene Ontology annotation, molecular function: cytokine activity. Gene Ontology annotation, cellular component: extracellular region.
CCCAUGCCUGGUCAAGGCAUCCCUCUGCCUUUGGGGCCUCCUGAGGUCUCUCGUGGGAGCUGCUCAGGUUCUCUCCUCCGCCCUCCAAAGAGGGAGGGAAGCGUCCUCCUUGCAGGUGCCAGCCUCUCCUCCCGGGACCCCCCUUCUCCUUCUCCUUCUCCUUCUUCCUUUCCAUGCUUCUGGCAGAGUCCAGGCCGAAGGGGCGACGCCGGGAGAAGCGGGGCGCCCUUCCAACUCCCCCUCGCUCGCUCUCUGGCUCCCUCUCCGCCUCCGAAGAGAAGGAAGAGGACACCCAGCAGCCCCUCAGUCGCCACCGCCUCUGGCCUCCGUUGCCGGGCACCAUGCCGCCGGGGAAGGUAUGGCUGUUAGCUUGGCUUCUCUUGUGUUGGCUGCCUUUCCCUGGUUUGGAGACCAUCAAGGUCCACAAGCGGCCAAUGCGGACCCGGACCUGUGCCGACCGACCCGAGGAGCUCCUGGAGCAGCUGUAUGGCCGGCUCAGCGCAGGGAUGCUCAGUGCAUUCCACCACACCCUGCAGCUGGAGCCCCUGGAGAAGGAGCACAACAUGAGUUGCCCAGCAGGAGGAAGGCCGGCUACAGACAAGAAGUACCGCCUGCCCAUCAACCUCAACAGUGUCUCCCCUUGGUCCUAUAGAAUCUCCUAUGACCCCACAAGAUAUCCAAAGUACAUCCCUGAAGCCUACUGCCUGUGCAAGGGGUGCCUUACUGGGGUUUACGGCGAAGAAAACUUACACUUCCGAAGCACGCCGGUGUUUAUGCCGACUGUCAUUUUGCGCCGAACCGCGUCCUGCACUGGAGGCCGCUAUGUUUACUCUGAGGAUUAUGUGACUAUCCCAGUGGGUUGCACCUGCGUGCCAGAAUAUGAGAAGGAAGCUGAAAGAGUCAACUCCAGCAUCAACAAACAAGCAGUAAAGUUGCUGGCGAAUCAUAAUAGCGACAAACCACCAUCAGAGUGAAGAACAUUAAAGGAAGUCUGAUGACUUAUAUCAGGGUUGGCCUAAGGAAUGUUGCUGCCUGAAGCAGAAGAUGAGCCAAUGUCCUCCCAACUCAUUCCAUGUGUAAACACCAAGUGGACUAUUCGUUGGAUUUAACCUCCACGCUGACUUGUUGCUAUGUGUCUUCAAGUCAUUUUGUGAGCGCGCUCCAGUGCAUGGAUGACUUUUAUCAGCUGCUUUGCUGAAAUCCAGAUAAACAACAUCUACACCAUUCCCACCAUCUACUAAAUUAGUGGCUUGAUUUCUGUCAGAGAUUUAUAUUGUAGCUCAUAGCCUUCACUGUCCUUCAACAUUCCCCCAUUAUCUGUCCUUAUUGUCUGCUGCCUGAAUCAGUCAACUGCUUCGCAACAGCUAAUAGAAGGACUAAUUCUGGUGGCCAGGCUUCUGCUGGCCUUCCAAUUCCAGGGUUAUUUCAACUCAUAUCCAUAUUGCUAUGAUAGGUGCUGUUUGAAGAAAGGAUCCAUGUGUGAAAGACCCAUCACAGGGGGGUUAAUGCACACAUACAGGACUGUAGUGUCAUUUCAAAUACACUCCCUCCAACUGCAUUCAUAUCGUGUACUCAGCUACAAUGUGUCUAGUUAUGAGUAUGCAAUACGUAUGUCAACCCAUAGGAGAAAAAAAGUGUGUUUUGAAAAUACAAGUGUAAAUUCUGAAGGCAUGGAUGGUGGAGAAGCUAGAGAUAGUAUAAAAUGAGUAUAAUCUUUAUGGAAAAAACUCAUGAUUUUUUAAAAAAAUCAUGCCUCAGCAGUGGCCCUACAAUUAUAGAGCUACACUCCAAAAUACAAAUUUUGUAUCA